Molecule: messenger RNA, 330 nt
Organism: Penicillium maclennaniae
Lineage: Eukaryota; Fungi; Ascomycota; Eurotiomycetes; Eurotiales; Aspergillaceae
Exons: 1
Coding region: 1-330 (109 amino acids)
Molecular function (GO): oxidoreductase activity, acting on paired donors, with incorporation or reduction of molecular oxygen
Source: RefSeq, a predicted model, not a curated record
AUGCAGGAACAUCUCCAGCAGGAUCAGCCUUUGCAUCAACCCAUUGCAGAAGCCAUUUUCGUCUCCUCUCAUUCUCACGAGGUUCUGCGACCCAAAAUCCAGAGCAUUCGCAAGCACGCUGCAGAGCUUGGUCGUGACCCACAGUCGAUCAAGUUCUUCGGCACGUUCACCCCCAUCGUGGGUAGAACCGACGAGGAAGCGUGGGAAAAGUACGAGGAGCUCAAGAGAUACGCAUCUGUGAUUGGUGGUCUGGAUUUAUUCAGUGGAUGGACGGGAUUGACAUCUCCAAGAUCCCACUGGAACAAGAGAUCACGGCCGCCGAUUCCCUAG